Molecule: messenger RNA, 8579 nt
Organism: Centrocercus urophasianus (Greater sage-grouse)
Lineage: Eukaryota; Metazoa; Chordata; Aves; Galliformes; Phasianidae
Gene: GPATCH2L
Product: G-patch domain containing 2 like
Exons: 10
Coding region: 123-1697 (524 amino acids)
Source: RefSeq, a predicted model, not a curated record
UAUUAAACCUCAGCAGCGAGUCCUGCAGGGACAGGGCCUCGUGGACAGCUUUCCUGCCUGAUGUGGCACUGCAUUGAGACACCUCAUGGUCAUCCCCAGCCAAGAAGAGUCUGAUCCAAGGAAUGGAACACUUCUCAUACAAGGACAAGCUGAGAGAGCUGGAGCUGUUCAGCACGCGAAAGAGAAGGCUGCAGGGAGACCUGGAAGUGACCUGCCAGUAUCUAAAGGCAUUGCCAAUGGAUGAACUUGUGCAUGACUUGGCCUCAGCCUUAGAACAGACUUCAGAGCAAAACAAGCUGGACGAACUAUGGGAAGAGAUGGCCCUAAGCCCACGGCAGCAGCGACGCCAGCUUCGCAAGAGGCGGGGUCGCAAACGACGCUCAGACUUCACGCAUCAGGCAGAGCACGCCUGCUGCUACAGUGAGGCCUCUGAGUCCAGCUUGGAUGAAGCUGUGAAGGAUUGCCGUGAGGUGCUGACAGCCAAUUUCAGUGACUCUGAUGACAUGGCAGCGGUCAAACGACAUCCAGCUCUCAGUGCCACCCUGAGGAGCAAGCAACACUCAUGGCAUGAGUCAGACUCCUUUACAGAGAAUGCACCCUGCCGGCCUCUUAGGCGCCGCCGCAAAGUCAAACGCGUGACAUCAGAAGUGGCUGCCAGUCUCCAGCAAAAGCUCAGGGUGUCAGAGUGGAACUAUGAGAGGGGCUGCAGGUUCAAGUCAGCCAAGAAACAGCGUCUUUCACGCUGGAAGGAAAAUGCCCCGUGGACAUCAUCUAGUCGUGGCCUUUGUGAAUCGGGAGAGAACAGGCCCUUCCUCAGCAAGGCAGGAAGGAAGGAGAGGAUGGAGUGUGAAGCUGAUGAACAGAAGCAAGGCUCGGAUGAAAAUAUGUCUGAAUGUGAAACGAGCAGUGUAUGCAGCAGCAGUGAUACCGGACUGUUUACCAAUGAUGAGGGCCGCCAAGGAGAUGAUGAGCAGAGUGAUUGGUUUUAUGAGGGAGAGUGUGUCCCAGGAUUUACUGUCCCCAACCUUCUUCCCAAGUGGGGAGCUGACCACCGUUCUGAAGUGGAACGGAUUGACUCAGGCCUGGACAAGCUCUCAGAUUCCACAUUUCUCUUGCCCUCACGACCAGCUCAAAGAGGAUUUCACGCUCGCCUGAACCGCCUUCCAGGAGCUGCUGCCCGCUGUCUGCGGAAAGGUCGAAGGAGGCUUGUUGGCAAGGAGACCUCCAUCAGCACUGUGGGCACUGAGAGGCUAGGUCAUGUUAGUGAUCCACGCCAGAAAGAUUUUUGGUUACCAUCAAUGGGGAAGAGAGAUCGCAACCAGUUCAAUCCAUUAUCUCCUCUGUACUCUCUGGAUGUGCUUGCUGAUGCUUCCCACCGAAGAUGCUCACCAGCACACUGCACUGCCAGGCAAGCAAAUGUACACCUGGGACCACCGUGCUCAAGGGACAUCAAGAGGAAACGAAAGCCAGCUGCAGCCUCCAUGUCCAGCCCAACGUCAGCAACUUUAUCUGUGCACAUGGAUGCUGCAGAGUCAGACCUACCAGCAACACCACCAUCCCCGAGGUCCCAGAACCCUGAGUGGACAGGGAAAAUACCAGCAGCUGAGAAAGCCACAAUUGCUGCCUCCGCUAACUUUUUUAAAAUGCCACCAGAGAAGAGCCCUGGAUACAGCCAAAAGGAAGCAUUGCAGCUGUAAAAGCGUGCUGGAUUUUGGACGUGUUUGACUCUCCACCAAACACCUUGUUUGGCAGUAGAUAUAUCCUCAGUACUGGUGCGUGAUGUGCGCCAUUAUCCAGACAGAAUCUGUGUUUAAAAACAGGUAACGAGCGUUGGGACUGCAGUGACUGUUUAAAAUGCUCCUGCUCUUGCUGUAUUUAUUAUGCGUUCAUCUCCUUACCUGAUGCCAACUCAUUCAUAUGGAUUGUGUACAGAAUCUUUUGGGUUUCAGAUCUUGGAUCUUUGUGCACUCUGUGCUUGUUUGCUGCAUUCGGGCAUUUUCUGGGUGAAAGUUCCCACUGCUACUGAAGGAGGCAGAAGUCAUCCCCUGAUUUCUUCUAGGCCAGGAGGAUUUCUUGGCUGGGUAAUGAGAGUGAUAACAAGUUGAAAUAUGUAAGCAGAAUUCUGUGUUUGUGGAAUGUUUCAGGCUGUGUGUAUGAACUUGAACCAUGUUCCUUCUAAUGAAACGAGUACAGUGCAUGUCAAUUCAGAAAUUGCCAUUGGCCCACUAGCAGCAUGGUCCCUUUGACCUUUUCCUUCUGUCUUUUUCCGAAUGUCUUCUGUCUUGCUUGUGUAUUGCAUGUUCUUUCCUAAAUUUCCUGGACAAGGAUUUGGGAGAACCAGUUGGACAUAAAUGUGCAAAGUGAUGUCAUGGAAAGGAACUUGGACCUCCAACACAUUUGAAGUAUGUUAGAGGAUAAACCAAACUUCUGUUUCUUAGUGUUUAACUUCAAAAGUGAUUGUCAGAAUUUCCCAGCACAUUUUCAACUGAAGUUAACAGAUAGCUGAAUGAAAAAACAAAGAAUCACUUCUAUUCAGAGCACUUUUGGCCUUGUUCAGACCACAGCUGUCUCAUGUUCUCGCUCCCUUCAGAAAGUAUUGUCUGCUCUAUCUGUUGGAAGUGUCUCCACCUGCUGAUGAUUGUACUUCACUCUGCAGCAUACACAGAAGAGAUUCUGUUCUCUACGUAAUGCUUGCACUUCACACUCAGUUACCUUCUAUGUUGCAGUAUAUAUGGGUAGUGAUUUCUCCCUACUUUUUUUGUAUUCCGUAUCAUAUUACACUUCAAUUAUUCCAUUUGCAGCAUAUUUUGGAGUUCAUUUUUAAAAUAUAUACCUGUAUAGGAUGUAUCAAGGGACCGGUGACCUCACGGGUUCUCAAGUCUUUUAACAAUAGGAUAUAUUUGUAUGCAUACCGUUGUUUUUACUUUCCUCACUGGGUGGAGCUUUCAGACAGGACUGUUAAAGCUUCUAAAAUUCAUUUUGAAUAUGGAAGUUCACCUAGGACUGUUUUUACUGUUUUUGCAGUGGUUUUAAUUGUUUUGCCAUGUUUACCUCUGUUUUAUAAAUGAGUAGUUGAGGGACAGAUUUGAUAGCAAGGGCAUAUGGUGGUAUUUUAUAUUUAAUUAUGUAUUAAAAUGUUAAAUGGUCAUAACGUAUACAAAACAAAAAUGGAAUGGCUCAGUCUAAAUGCAGAUUGACAAAUACAGUUCUAUUACAGACAUCCUGCCUAUCUCUGAUCCCCUAAUACCUGCUUAUUCCUGGGGAGAGAUCCAAAUUGGAUUUAUGUUUCGCAGCCCAAGCAAACUGUCAGAUCUGUCCAUGCAAAUCCCUCUCAAAACGUUUUUUUUGUUGUUGUUGUUAGCGGUACAUUUUAGAACUAUAUGAAUCAAGAAAAGCCCUUAUAUCUUGCUAAAGGAGUACAGGGGUCAGUUCAGAUUAUGAGACAGGCUGUGGGGGUUUUGUGGAGACAGGAGUAUUCCUGUUUUAAAGUUCCUGGAUUGUCUUAUUUUGUACUUCAAGCGCUUGGUUCAGUGGUGCUUGGGGGUUAGUGGGAGAGGUCUAUAGUCUGGAACUGAAAAGUAGUGUCUUGUCUGCCUAGGACUUGUGAGCAUGUUCAAGGCAAGGGUGAUCACCUUCUUAUGACAGUGUGCAGAUAAAUUUUAGUUUUGGGAACCUUGUAACCUAACCUGCAGCCAGUUUCAGUGACAAGGAGUAGUCUCCCUAAAAGAGCAUUUGUGCAAUUCAGACGCUUUUAUCUCAAGAAGGAUCUUCUAAAACUGCACUUGAUUUGAGUCUGUUCAACAGAUGCACUUCUGUUUCAAUUCAGUUGAAAUUUUAAUUGGUGGCCUUUUGUGCUCCCCCUUUUUAAAACAAUUCUGAUAUUGUAUGAUAUAUUCUGAGGAUUGUUUGGAGUAGUUCUGCUUUUUCAGUAAUCUAAGGACAAUUUUAAAACUUUUAUGAAAGUUGUUGUGAGGUUUUAGGGAAUUAAUGGCCUUUCUCUCACUCUUGGGAGAGACACCAGACUUGACAUGAUUUUUCUCUGGGGGCGCUGCAAGAUAAAUCAUCAGAUUUUCCUAUUGAGGUCAGUAGUGCUGUUCAUCUUGUUAAGCCCUUGCUUAGACUGUAAGCUCCCUAGGAGGUCUUACUUGCCUUUAAAGUUUGAAUGUACCUGUGGCACUACUGAAGAGCAACCGUAGCAGGCCUUGUCUUGAUAAAUAGUGUUUCCUGCCACUGCAACUUCCUGAAAGUGAGGGAGACUCAAAUUCCUGCAGCUGCCCUCUCUUCAGUAUUUGUGUGUUAGACUCCAUUUGUAGGUCAAUCAGGCUCUUGAUCAAAUUUGAUUCUCCUGACUGGCAGACAACCUAAAUGAAUCACAUGUCAUGUUCCAUCUUAUUACUCCAGGGUUUAUCUAAAUUCGUCGUCAUACUUCAGUAGCUUGAUUCAGAUUUCAAUAUUUGCAGCAUUCUUUGAUGAAUGAAGUAGUUGUGUUGUUUUGCAGUACUCACUUGUAUUCCAUUUCUUGUCCACCAGGACUCCCCACUUAUUUCCAGAUCUGUCUUCCUCUCUAGUUGAUGUUCAGCCAGUGUCUUAUAUAUGGCUAAUCUGUCCCAGAUGCAAGAAUCUGUACCUGUCUUUGGGUGAGAUUCAGGAGGUUUUUGUCUGCUUACUCGUUCAGUCUGUCAAGGUCCCUCUGGGUGGUACCUCUUGCAUGUCAGCAACUCUCUCCAGUAUGUCUGUUUUUCUGUUGUUGAGAGUUUGUUCUGUCUCUUUCUCCGCAUCACUCAUGAAAACACAGAAUAGCAUCAAUCCCAGUAUUGUCUUCUGAGGCACACUUUUCAUACCUUGCUACCAUGUAGAUUUCAAACCAUUGGUCAUUCCUUGAGCUUCACAGGUCAACCAGUUUCUCACCAACCUCACUGGGCUGCAUGCAGAGCUCCCCAGUACAGCUUAUAAUGAUGCUGUGAGAAACUGCAUCAAGAGGUUUGCUGAAAUCAAAGUAAGCAGCAUUCACUGCCCUCCACUGGCAUUUCAUUCUAGAAGGCAGUCAAAUUCAUACCUCAUAAAUCUGACUGCCGCUCCUAGCCACCUUCUUGUCCUUUGAAGCUUGGAAAUGGCUUGCAGAACUCGCUCAAUAAACCUAGGAGAGGCAGAGGUAAGGCUGACUAGCCUAUCAAUCCCAUUUCCUCCUCACUGCAUUUCUAUAAAGCGGCAUAAUGUAUUCUCUUUCCUGCGUCUGUUAUUGGGAACAUCAUGCAAUUGCUACAGGUUUGCAAAGUGAUAAAGACCAGCUCAUAAUGACAUUCUUACGCAAAGAGGGCUUUAUUUAUGUACAAGAACGUUUAUAUGUAGUGGAAGAGAAAGCCAGAGCUGGGAGGAGAACAUUCAGUAGUUAUUCUUUGCACAUUUCUUGUAGCCCAGUGAGCUUUUGUGAGGCUUACAUUCCAGUUUGGUAGAUACCGGGGGGGGGGGAAGUGCAAAUUAAAGAAUGAAUUUAUGAUUUUAAGGUAAGGUACAGUGAAGAGUGAAGGAGGCAGGAAAACAGUAGUUGGAGAGAAACUCCUAGGAGGCUGGGACUAGUGCUACUGAAUGAUAAAUUAGCUUCAUGAUUGUACUAUGCAGAGGUGUGUCUUGCUAGCGUUCCUGAAUAAUGAUAUUGAGGUGCUUAGUGCUGCCCUUCAAACUGUAGAAGCUCGCUCUGUUACUUGGUGGAUGUUGCAGACAGCUGCUCAGUGGGCAGAGAAUGAGAAGGAAAUUGGUGAAGAACAGUCAUUGAGAAUCUUCUUUAUUGUAAUUGCCUUCUGUACUGAAGAAAGAAGAUGCCAUGAUGUAUGUGACUGGAAAUUGAGAAGGAAUUAUGUCAAGCAGAUAAGGACUUUGCUUUGAUGUCUUCAGGAACAGUUUCUUAGCCAGAGAGCAUCUCAGUGAAGCAAAAGUAAACCCGUUACGUGUCAUUUGUUCAAAAAAUGUGAUUUAACAGCCCUGGAUAGGAGACCAUCAAGGGAGAAUGAAUUUCUGUUCUCACUUUGAUACUGUAUUGUUGUGUCUUGGUCUCCUGCAUUCUAGUCCUGUUCGUGUUUGCAUUGAGGCAUUCUGGUUUUGUACUACAAAAUACAGGAAAAAUAUGAUGCUGCUGCUUAGGGCAAAAAACGUAAGGGACUACUUGCUAUAAAGAAAGCAAAAUUAUCAGAGGCCAUUAAUAUUUACCCAGUACAAGAAUAGAAUUCAGCACAGAGAGAGAACAGAGAAUCUUAACUGCACCAAAGCAUCUUGUUCUUUAAGGAAGUGAACUGUGUCACAGGCAUAUGAGACUGAACCGUCACUGGACACCCAUGCAUGUCUAGCCUGCGGUCAGGUGACAUACCAACUUGUGGAGACAAAAUGUGCUUCCCAGCUUUGAUGAGGGUGGAAUUCCAUCUCAAGUGCAGACGUGGCUGUUAGUGUGAUUUCAGUGUGUUGAUAUUCAGCUGGAAUACCUGGAAAGGAGACUUCUUGUACCAACUCAGAGAACUGGUAAAAUUGGAAGAUGGACUGAUACAUUCUGUUAUAUCAAAGAAAGAUGCAAAAUAUAUAUAUACCUGCAAACAAUCACAAAAAAGUAUUGCUGACCCCUGCAUGUGUGAUCCGGUACAUUCAUUGUCUUUAAAGCAGAGCUGCCAGUGUUGUGAGUGUGAUCAUAUUAUGACCAUGAGGUUUUGCAGAGCUGUUCUAAUUUAAUUGUAAUCUCUGAAGAAAUUGGGAUGAAGAGUGUAAGAGAAGCAGCACUAGGUCAGGUCAGAAGUCUGCCUCGCUUGGUAUUCUGUUUCUUACAGUGCCAAAUUUGUAUGCAUAGAGGUUACUUAAAAACAAAUGAGUUGUAUGGUGAUAUGCCCCUUUUACAUUCCAGUAUCCCCAGUGUCUGGUCUCAAAAAAUAUAAACUUUUUUCAAGACUGAAGAAAACUUCUGUGAACCUUUUAGCAAUAGUACCUUUCCUGCAACUGAGUUUAAUUAUAAUUUUAGAGGGACAUGUAAUCUGACUUCAGAAACUUUAAGGAUUAGAUCAUUUUCCUUGGUAGUCAUUUUUCUUAUUAAUUGUCCCCUCAGUUAGGAAAUUGCAUCUUCUCUUGGAAUAUGCUUGGAAUGCUUUUCUCUAAGUAUCAACAGCCUGACACUUUUUCUUGUUAUGCUUUUUUCAGCAAGGUUGAAGAGUCCUAUUCUUCCUUUACAACUAGCUUCUUUGUUGUGUACAACUAUCUGUUGACAGUCAGCAAGUGCUGAUUAAUCCAUUAACCCAUGUAAUUCUCACAGUAUAAAACUUGUCAUUCAGCCUGUUAGUUCCUUUCCUCCAUGAACAUCUCCAGUAUUCCACAUUAAUCUGCCUUGUGUUCUAGUGUAUUCUUUACAGAAGUAGGAAAUCUUGCUUCCCUGUUGCUAUUCAUGCUUCAUAUAUUUGUAUAGCCAAAUAUCAUCACAAACAGUGCCAUAACUGCAAUAAAAUAUUCAGUCAGCUGACCCCUGAAUCUGAAGUUUUGCUUUUCAACACAUGGGCUCCUAUAAAGUAAGAAUAAUACCCAUUUUUUUCAAUUCCAAAAUGCAUUGUGUUUCCUUUAGCUGUAUUACUGUGCAGUGUUGGAUGAAAAGUUCUUGUAAUUCAGAAUACUUCAAAGCUUAGUCUGUUUGUUUUCCUUCUGUGAUGGCUGGUAACUUUAUCAUACUAAAAGACCAAGAUGGAAGGGUUCUUCUCAUGGAGGAGCCGUGCCUCACUCAUCUGAGAGAAGAUGGUGCUUCUGCAAGAAACAUUUUUCUGGAAAUAUAUUCUAUAAUGGUAGGGAGCAGCGACCUUGUAGAGAGAGUGCAACUUUAAAAUAUUUCACACUAUCACUUUUCCAAAAUAAACGUAAUGUUCCAAUGAUAGCACAGUGCCGCAUUUGAGUUGUUGCUUACAUGCUUAAGGUCCUUUCCAACCCACACUGUUCUAUGAUUAUAUGAUUCACAUCCCAAGUCUUGGGGACGUAAUGUUAAUGUCUCAUGCUAGCAUUUUUUUGUUGUUGGCCAGAAUUAUAUGUGAGAGUGCAUUGACUCGAGACUGCUCUGGCCUGACCUGAGAGCCCCCCACACUGGUGAAGCCUUUGAAUUUUCUUUCAAGUCUGGCAACACCAGACAGUUUGCCAUAGCACCAUCAGUUUCAUUGUGGCUUCCUUCUGUCCCAGACUUACUCAGAGGUUCACAAACAGCUGUACUCUAAAGAGUACAUGUAUAUGUCAAAACUGUUUUAUGCGGUCACAACAUUUAACUGUUUAAUAAGUAUUGGAUUCUGCAUUCUUAGGAGUCUGUUUUGGGGGAAAUGUAAAUAAGAUUGUUUGUAUUCUUUUGUCUUUAAGAUGUAUUACCUGAAAAAGGGACUUGCAGAAUCUCUGUUCUGAUUAUAGAAACUGGAAAUAAAUCAAUAUAUGAAAGAUUUGUUGUAUCUGAUACAAAGUGAGCUGAGAGGUGGAAAAAGGUUCAGUGAUAUCCAAGUAGAUUUACAGAAUUGGCAUGGUUCAUAAUCUUUUUGCUUCCUCAUCUGUUUCCUUAAAUACCUUGAAUACAAACAGCAACCUGA